AUGCCGAGCUUUGUCCCAGUGCAAGAUCCCGAAAAGGCCAGAUGUGAGCAGGAUGAGGAAUCCUUGCGAAAGCAUCGGCAAUUUGACACGCCGUUUGCAUUGCUGCCGAAGGAUUUGAACAAUCCGAAGGAGAAGAAGGGUGACCUGAACCCGAUUGCGAGAAGAUCGGAAGAGUUGUACCAAGAUGAAAAUAAGCUGUGGAAGAAGAAAAGGGAGGUCUUUGAUAAACAACAAACCUGGGGACGAGAAACCGCAGUUUGGUCAAAUCCCGAGGAAACGCGUGAACAAGACAAACGAAAGUACAAACCUGGCGAAGUCUUCUGGGGUGCAAAGGGCACCUUCGGGGGAAAGCAAGAGGACAGUGGGCUCCUGACUCUCCAGAGGGGCGAAGUGGAUCAGACCAUGGAACUGAACGAAAAGGGCCUCUGGGUGCGCAAGAAGAAACCUACCACUGAGGAAGGGCCUGGUUUGUCUUCCAGCGCCAAGCAGCUCUUGAAGACAUCAUCCAACGGCGAGGACCCUCGGCUGGAAGCUGCAAAGCCUAAGGGCCGGGGCACAGCGGAUGCCUCUGAGAAGGCUCUGGAGGCAUUGCAAGAACGUCGAAAGUUGGAGCGGAAAGUGCAAGAUGAGUGGUGGCCACAGAUGUUGCAGCUUGAUGAGUGGUACCAGAUGCUAACAGAACAAUCAUCCUGGGUCUCACUGAUCCUGGGCCGCCUGGGCAUUUUCCUUGGGAACCUCCGAGAACCUCCGGUUCUUCCGUGGCGCCAUGAGUGCUGCGGUGCGUGGAUCAUCCCAGCGCAUGUCCAGCAAGGGAAGUCACGGCAGCCGGGACGCUGGACGAAGCACCGCCGCAGUGGGCCGGGCCAUGCUUGGGGCGCGGCCACGAUCCAAGGAGCCACACAGGAGCGCGAGGAUCCGGGGAUGCGUCCUGCUGGGGCACUGCGCUCUGAGGACUCAAAAACAGUACCCACACCAGCGACCAAUCGGGCGCGGCAAAUCGGGGACAGCCUGGAGCACUUGUUGUCAGGUGCCCAGCAGGGAAUACUGGCAUCCAAGUUGAGUGGCUAUCGGCCCCAUGGAGGAGUGGACUUUGACGAUGAGGCUCGGAAGCUCUGGGCACGGCUGAACUUAGAUCCCUCAGUGAUCACUGGUGGACACUACAAUGCCGUGGAUCCUUUGUGGCAGCAUCCUGAAACCAGAGCUGUGUUCUAUGUGGGUAACCAAACUGCUGCAUCCAACCUGCCUUUGCUGCAGAAACAUGGCAUUACGCAUGUGGUGAACUGCACGGACAACAUGCCCAAUUACCAUGAGGGCAGCAGUUCCAUCCGCUAUCAUCGCUUCGACAUCUCCCGAUUCCAUCGACAAGUCAAGACCGAUGCGGAUGCGGAUCGCUUCGUGCAAGCCAUGUUGGACUUUGUGGGUUCCGCCUUAGCCAGCGGCAAAAAUGUCAUGGUCCAUUACCUGGCUGGGGCGCAUCGUGCGGGCACCACAGGCUGCAUUUGCCUGAUGCAUUUUGCCCAACUGGACGCCAAAGAUGCCGUGACAGCGGCAAAGCGUUGCCGACCCAUCAUCGAACCCAUCGCAGACUUCCCCGUCUUGCUGGCUAAGUUGGAGCGCAGUUGGGGCCGCAUAGAAGCUGGUGGUUAUGCUGUUGAGACCUCCAAUCAAAACCUAAAAACAGUGGCACUGCACCGAGACGGUGAAAAAGCGGAUCACGAAUGGGUGUGGAAGGGGCUGGGCAUGACGAAUAAAGGGAAGAAGCCGCAACAUCAGGGGCCUAUCACCACCUUGAAUAGCAGCUCUCAACAGUGCAAGCCAAGCAAGCGCCAUGCUGGUAUGAAGCGUUGGCAGGGGGUGCAAAGAAGUGAUGAAGAAGCGAGAGAGGUUGUCGAGAAGGCUCUUGGAUCCUGCGCAGUGGGUGGCGAAGUGCCAAAGCGGAUUGAACCCAGCGGCACAGGAAAGCGAAAUCGCAGUCCAUCUCCCCUGGCCGUGAGUAGCCCAUCGGGAUCAGAUGGAGAGAAGGAAGAUGGAAAGUUUGAAGCUGCAUGGAUGGAUUCUGAUGAUGAGAGAGAAGCUGCCAAACUGAAUCAAAAGCCAUCAGGCGGUGAUAUCGUGGUGGACUUCUUCUAG
Molecule: messenger RNA, 2130 nt
Organism: Cladocopium goreaui
Lineage: Eukaryota; Dinophyceae; Suessiales; Symbiodiniaceae
Source: the annotation of a GenBank genome assembly